CAAGCGUCACACGCGCCAGAGUAUCAAAUAAACUCUAUCCUAUAAAGUCUUCGGCUCCUGUUGUCUCCGCGUUUUCGAACGGGUUCGAGACCUCUUCUCCUUCCGGUCUCUGUCCCUCUUCUUCUCUCGAUUUUGUGAGGUGUGACGCGAUGAACCCAUCAGGUGAAACAAGACACGACGACGAUUCUGCACUAUCUGAAUUCCUCUCCUCUCUCAUGGACUACACGCCUACCAUCCCUGACGAAUUGGUCGAGCAUUACCUUGGCAAGAGCGGAUUUCAAUGUCCCGACGUUCGAUUAAUCAGGCUGGUAGCUGUUGCUACACAAAAGUUUAUUGCAGAGGUUGCGGGUGAUGCUCUUCAGCAGUGCAAGGCGAGGCAGUCAUCAGUGGUCAAGGACAAGAGAGAUAAGCAGCAAAAGCAGGACAAACGCCUGAUCUUGACGAUGGAUGACCUCUCUAAGGCAUUGCGUGAGUAUGGCGUGAAUAUGAAACGCCAAGAGUAUUUUGCUGACAGCCCCUCGACUGGAAUGGAUCCUGCUUCAAGAGAGGAAUAGCAGUGCUUAGAUCUGUAAAAUGCAUCACUAUCGCUCCAUUUGGACCAACUAGCCAUUUACACUGCCCAAAACAAUUGCAGGUGAUCUUUGGUUUCUGUUUCUUCUGCCAUCUGCUUCAUUAUCAUACUUCUGUACUGCAAUUGCCUCGAUAUGAGUAAUUUGUAUAAGUUAAUAUUGUGCA
Messenger RNA from Magnolia sinica, 735 nucleotides. Its product is annotated as transcription initiation factor TFIID subunit 10. Gene Ontology annotation, biological process: transcription initiation at RNA polymerase II promoter. The record is from RefSeq and is a predicted model, not a curated record. Lineage: Eukaryota; Viridiplantae; Streptophyta; Magnoliopsida; Magnoliales; Magnoliaceae. Gene Ontology annotation, cellular component: SAGA complex; transcription factor TFIID complex; nucleus. Gene Ontology annotation, molecular function: RNA polymerase II general transcription initiation factor activity; promoter-specific chromatin binding. The transcript has 7 exons. Bases 150 to 554 code for a protein of 134 amino acids.